AGCCUCGGGUGGAUAAUGGAUGCCGCCCCAUUGCCUGCAGGGGCCUCUGUCCUUUAUCCCAGGGACGCACCAGAGAUUUUCCGCCGCGCGGACAAAAAUGACGAUGGGAAGCUGUCCUUGGAGGAGUUCCAGCUCUUCUUUGCAGAUGGCGUCCUCAACGAGACGGAGCUGGAGGGUCUCUUCCACACCAUCGACUCCGACAACACCAACCACGUGGACACCAAGGAGCUGUGUGAUUACUUUGUGGACCACAUGGGGGACUAUGAGGACGUCUUGGCCUCCCUGGAGACCUUGAACCAUUCUGUCCUGAAGGCCAUGGGCUACACCAAGAAGGUGUACGAGGGAGGAAGCCAUGUGGACCAGUUCGUGACCCGCUUCCUCCUGAAGGAGACGGCCAGUCAGAUCCAGUCGCUGCUGAGCUCCGUGGAGAGUGCGGUGGAGGCCAUUGAAGAGCAGACCAGCCAGAUCCGCCAGAACCACGGCAAGCCCGGCCCUGGCGUGGUGCAGACCUGGUAUGGAAGCCCCAGUGCCCCCUGCGGCCCCAGCCACAAGCUCAUGGCCACAGAACGAGAGAGGAGCGUGCCUUCUGUCACCUCGGACCCCAAGGAGGAGGGCCUGGAAGCCCAGAUCAGCCGUUUGGCAGAGCUGAUAGGACGGCUGGAGAGCAAGACCCUCUGGUUUGACCUGCAGCAGCGCCUCUCAGAUGAAGACGGCACUAACAUGCAUCUGCAGCUGGUCCGGCAGGAGAUGGCCGUUUGUCCUGAGCAGCUCAGCGAGUUCCUGGACUCGCUGCGACAGUACCUGCGGGGCACCGCUGGGGCCAGGAGCUGCUUCCACCUGCUGUGUCUUCCUGCCCAUCCAGAGACACCCCUCCCCACCCCCAAAACCCAAUCAGGGCCUCAUUCUGCUGCAGCUACAGACUUAGACGCACCAAGCUGCUCCGAUGACCUUCAUCUGUCGCAAAGCAUCGCCGCUGGGAGGCUGUCGGACGGCUUCACCUUCGUGGUCUACGAGUUCUGGGAGACAGAGGAGGAGUGGAAGAGGCACCUGCAGAGCUCCGUGUGCAAGGCGUUCCGGCACAUCAAGGUGGACACGCUGAGCCAGCCGGAGGCCCUCUCCAGGAUCUCGGUGCCAGCUGCCCGGAAUUACAGUCCACACAUGGGUGCUCAACAUCAGUGCCAGGUGUGCAGAGGGUCCGAGAGCUGCCUGGUGCACGGUGGGCCGAGACUGACCUGCUCCCCAACACCCUGCGGAUGAGCCUGGCACCCUCCCUCUCUUCUUAUAAAGGUCGCCCCCUCUUUUCUAGAAACUUUGGUAUAUGAGCGGUCUUUUCCAUAUUCUUUCAAACAAGAAUGUAUUUUCCCACUGUUCGAAGUGAAGGCGAACCCCCUCCCCCCGCAUCCUCACAUCCCCCACUGCACCGGCCUUCUCUGGCCUCACUCCUCGCAGGCCACCCCUCGCCCUCCGUCUCUUCCACUCCUGGUCUACAUUCCUCUACCUGGUCGGAGUCGACACCCUGUAGUGCCCAACCUAGGCCUGUGCCAAGUCUGCACACGGCAGUAGAGCCCACGUAGCCAGUGCCAUACUAGGAAACAGCCGCCGCUGGGAUAAGCACAAAAUAAACUCCCGUUGGGAACCGUCA
Molecule: messenger RNA, 1642 nt
Organism: Myotis davidii
Lineage: Eukaryota; Metazoa; Chordata; Mammalia; Chiroptera; Vespertilionidae
Gene: NECAB2
Product: N-terminal EF-hand calcium binding protein 2
Exons: 15
Coding region: 16-1257 (413 amino acids)
Biological process (GO): regulation of amyloid precursor protein biosynthetic process
Cellular component (GO): cytoplasm
Molecular function (GO): calcium ion binding
Source: RefSeq, a predicted model, not a curated record